AAUUGUGGUCUGUCUACCACUACGGUAGUCGGUAGACCCGUUUCAACUGAUUUUGGCGCUUCACCAAACGACAGAUCCACACUCACUUUCUUUCACAAUCAUCAAUUCAUUCUCAUCCUCAUCCACCGCAUUGCACCGAGAGUUAGUCACUGCUUGCGGCGGAUAUGGCUCGACACUACUCUUGGCCUUCUGAUCGCGCGGUAGCUGAAGUGAGACGGAUAGUUUCUAACAUGGCAGGGGUUACGAAAGAGGAAGUUCGAAUUGUGGCAUCUCCCUAUCGAAUUUGUCCUUUAGGGGCUCAUAUUGAUCACCAGGGUGGGACUGUUUCGGCUAUGACAUUAGAUAUGGGAAUACUUCUAGGGUUUGUCCCUUCAAGAAGUAGUGAGGUGUUACUUAUUUCAGGAGAUUUUGAAGGGCAAGUUCGGUUCAGUGUUGAUGAGAUUCAACAGCCAAUACAAACCACCACUGAAAAUGGGAACUCAAGAAAAGAUUCUUCUGAGCAACAAGAACAAUGUAAAUGGGGGCGUUAUGCUAGAGGAGCUGUAUAUGCUCUACAGAGUAGAGGAAACAAACUUUCUAAGGGUAUCUUUGGAUUAAUAUCUGAUGGUGAUGGCCUGAACAGUGUGGGUCUAAGCUCUUCUGCUGCAGCCGGAAUAGCUUACCUCAUGGCUUUUGAACAUGCAAAUAAUUUAGCAAUAUCUCCCACAGAGAAUAUUGAAUAUGAUAGGUUGAUUGAGAAUGAAUAUUUGGGUCUGAAGAAUGGUAUAAUGGACCAGUCAGCCAUACUACUUUCAAGCCAUGGUUGUUUGUUAUGCAUGAAUUGCAAGACCAAAGAUUACAGGCUUAUACAACGACCGAAGGUCCAAGAAUACAAGAAGAUUGGGCAACCAAAGGGAACGAAAAUAUUGGUGGCACUCUCUGGGUUGAAGGGAGCUUUGACUAGCAACCCUGGAUAUAAUGGGCGAGUUGCAGAGUGUCAAAAGGCAGCACGAGUUCUUUUGGAAGCAUCUGGAGAUUUCACAGCGGAGCCCAUCCUAUCUAAUGUUAAACCAGAAGUUUAUGAGACUCACAAGUGCAAAUUAGAUAGCAAUCUAGCCAAAAGAGCUGAGCAUUAUUUCUCUGAGAAUACGCGGGUUGCAAAGGGAGUUGAGGCCUGGGCAAAGGGUAAUCUAAAAGAAUUUGGAGAUCUCGUUUCAGCUUCUGGUCGAAGUUCAAUUCAAAAUUAUGAAUGCGGUGCGGAACCACUGAUUCAAUUGUAUGAGAUCCUUUUGAGGGCUCCUGGUGUAUUAGGAGCGCGCUUCAGCGGUGCUGGGUUUAGAGGAUGCUGCAUUGCAUUUGUGGAGGCUGACCUUGCAGAUGAAGCUGCAUCAUUUGUUGAGAGGGAAUAUCCCAAGGCCCAGCCUUUGUUGGCUAGGGAAAUGGAAUUACAAGGACAGACAUCAAUUUUUAUAUGUGAAUCUGGUGAUUGUGCACGUGUGCUUUGAAUUUGAGAUAGCACACAUGCUCUGAACUAUCUUUAUUUUUUUUUUUUGGUCGUAAUUUCAAUUUGCCCAUGACGAUGUAAAGCAGGUCUAUUUUACUUCCGAGAAACACGGUUUUGCUAGUAAUAAUGCAUCAAUUUGGAAUAAAAUUUUGAUUAUAUUCA
Molecule: messenger RNA, 1645 nt
Organism: Arachis duranensis
Lineage: Eukaryota; Viridiplantae; Streptophyta; Magnoliopsida; Fabales; Fabaceae
Product: galacturonokinase
Exons: 14
Coding region: 165-1484 (439 amino acids)
Biological process (GO): galactose metabolic process
Cellular component (GO): cytoplasm; cytosol
Molecular function (GO): galactokinase activity; ATP binding
Source: RefSeq, a predicted model, not a curated record